AUGGUCAACAUUUUCAAACUAGUCAAAGAUAACAAUGUAGACCAAAUUCGCGAAUACACACAAGCAACGUCCACCGGCAUUGCAACACGACCCUCUCCCACCAUCACCACUACCUUAAUUCAAGAUCGACCGCAGCAACAGCAACAACCACAACCAAACAACUCUAAACACCACCACCACCACCAUCACAAACUACUACAACGUCAAGUUAACCUCAACAAACGAUCGAUAAGAGGAAGAACAGCUCUCCAUUGUGCAGCGUCAUGGAACAGAAUUGCGAUUACAAAGUUACUUUUGGACUGUCCAUGGGUGAAUAUCAAUAUCCAAGAUCGCGAGAAUGGAUGGACAGCUUUGCACAGGGCGUGCUAUACCGGGAAUGUGGAAAUUGCACUGAUGCUCUUACAACAUCCAGAUAUCGAUCUCAACAUCAAAGAUUACGAAGGCAUUCGACCGCUAGAGCUAUUGACAGUAUCAUUGGGCAAUAUGAAACGACUGGAACGUAAUCUUCUUCAUGACAAUGACAAUUCAACAACAACAAGGGAUGAAGCAGAUGAUGAUUUGCAUGAUUCAAUACUACGAUCAAACAAGGAACCAAUCCUUUCUGGAGGAACUGAUUUAUACACAUGGGGAAGCAACACCAACUAUGUCUUGGGUCAUCCAGAUUCUGAAAGUCGAACCUUUCCAGAACGUGUCUCUCUUCAAUUGGAGUCGCAACACAUACCCCACAUCAUGCGUCGCCCAUCCGUUUUGAUCGAACGUGUCCACAUGUCAAAGUAUCACACAGCAGUGCUUACAAGCGAACCACGCAACAAUCUUUUACUCUGUGGAUUCGGCCAUGGAGGUCGUCUUGGCAACGGCAAAAAGGAGGACACCCAAUUGAUACCAACACCAUUGCAGUGGCCUGAACGUAUCACUGCCGUUGCCCUAGGUCGCGAUCACACCAUCGCAAUCACUGAGAAUGGAAAUGUAAUUACGUUUGGAAGCAAUGAGAAUGGUCAACUCGGCUACGAGAGCGAUGAAAAGUACCAGCUCUUCCCUCGAAAGGUGCAAUCUCCAUUACUCAAGAAAUUAGCAAUCAUUGGUGCAGCAGCGUCUUCCGUACACUCUGUGGUGUAUACAGCAUAUGAGGUCUUUACCUUUGGAUAUAAUCAAGGACAGCUAGGGUAUCAUGCAUCUGGUGAUGAUUUACGUCAAGUAUUGCCGAGAAAAGUUGCAUUCAGUACACGUAUCAAAGAUGUGAAGGCCAAUGAUCAUGCAACAGCAGUAUUAUUUGAGACACAUGAGAUCUCUCUUUUAUGUAACUAUGGCCAACAAAGGAUUAUAUUACCUACGGACCGUUUUCCUUCCAGUAUCCAAGUUCAUCAUUCGGCAGCCCAUUAUCCUGUAAGGCUUAUCACGGGUGUUGAUGACUAUCUUGGUGCGAUAUCCAAUAAUGGCGAGGUCUAUGUGUGGACUUGCAAAGGCAACACGGGUGGUGGUUCACGUCAGCAGCAGCUGGAUAAGAAUCGAGUCAAAGCCAAGCAUGUUACAAUUUCAUCACCAAAGCGUGUAUGGCUAUUGAAGAAACCAUACCUUUCAGCGACAGAUGCGAGCCUUGGACAUCAUGGUGCACUCAUUGUAUCGACCCUUUGUGGACAAGUGUUUGUGGGAAAGGCUGGCAAGGAUGGACAAUACAAGUUCAACAUCAUACCCAAUCUACAAAGGUGUAUACGCGUUUGUGCUAGUCCCAGCGGCGCCUUUUCAGGGAUUCGAUCCGAGGUUGAAGUGGAUGAUAUUACAACAACGCCAUCAACAUUGAUAUCCGAUAUUAAAACGAGUUUACCACACAUCAUCGCUGCCGAACGAUUGGAUCGAGAUAUCAAACGUAUCACGAACGAAUACAAUCAAAAGGUGGAUGAUUUGAUGCGACGAGUUGAUGAUAGCAGUGACGAGGUGGAUAAGGAUACCAAUGCUAUGGAGCGACAAAAGGCACACGAUUUAUUUGAGGAUGAAUUAAGAAAUGCCGUGGAUAGCGCAUGGGAAUACGCUGAACAACUUGCUGUCAGAGAUACAACAUUGGAUGCCGUGAUCGUUCUUUCUGGUGAUGGAAAUCGAAAGCUCUAUUGCCAUCAAUGCAUCCUUGCCUGCCGUAGUCGAUUCUUUUCUCGGUUAUUCGAAACGAGUGGAAAUUUUCAUCAUCCUGCAUUGUCGAUUGCUCGUCACGACAAACGCAUUGAAAUACGACUGAUGAAAGAUUACAGCAUGGCAGCAUUCCAUCUUCUCUUUGACUAUUUAUACACGGACGUUUAUAUGCAUCCAAUGAGUGCCUAUUACAAUACUCCAAAUCUUGCACGAUGCAGCAACAACUCAGCUUCUCCAGCGGUAGUAGGAAAGGACCUUGCAGCACUCGCCUCCUUAUUUGAACUCGACGAGCUGCAUGAUUCGGCAAUACAUUCAUUUAGCAACGUACCUCGCCCAACGCUCACUUUGGAUCUUUUGAGACUAUUCGAAGAAGAAGGAAAAGGAGGAUCCCAACCCAACGUAUGUCUGGAUCUCAAAGAUGGUGAAAAAGUGCUAUGUCAUGAAAUGAUUAUAAGGCAACGUUGUGGAUUCUUUGGUGCUUUGUUCGAGCCUGGAUCAAUUUGGAUGCAAUCCCGACGACAGCAACAAACAUCCUAUUUGCAUGUGAAUAUGACCCAUGUCUCAAAGGAAGUAGCAGUGCCAUUCUUGCGAUAUUUAUAUGGUGACCUGGACGAGAUGCAGCUAUUCGGUGAUAUAUGCAAAGAGACCGCCGAUGCCAUGAUGCGAUUCCUGGUGGAGGUGUUAUGUCUCGCGGAUGAACUUUUAUUGGAUCGAUUAAAAUCGAUUUGUGAACGUGCUUUAUUACGGUUCAUUGGUUUACGUUCAGUGCCCUCAUUGCUCGAAGCAUCAGAUAUCUUUAUGGCGGACGCUCUCAAGCAUGCAUGUUUACAAUUCAUCACUGCCAAUGUGGAUGUACUCAUGGCCACUGGCAUGAUGGAUCACUUGGAGUCAAAGCUCAUUCGGGAUAUUGAAAAGCAUGUUCGAUCGUGUCAAGCGGAUGAGAUGCCAUUUAUUCGACAAGCCAACAUGAUUGAGCCAGCAGCAACAACAAGACAAGAUGAGUACGAUCCUGAGUUUUCGGACUCACUCUACACGCAAUCACUUGAAGAUCAGCCCAUCAUUUCAAAUUAUGCAGAGACGCUCGUCACGAUCAUGCCUGAGAUUGCAACAAGCAGUACUUCCAAGAGUGAUGAUGAUGUGGAUGGAGGUGUAUUCCGAAUGGAUGAAGAAGAUCAGCAGCAUUCACCACCGCCACCUAUCAAGGAGCAACGUAAAAAGAAGCAGCCAUCGCAGCGAGAAAAGAAAGGCAAACGUGUCGCCUUGGAGGUCUCUACGGCGGAGGUUGGAACAAGUAGACCUGGAUGGGCUAUUGCAUCUGAUUCGGUUGAGAACAAGAGAUCGUUGCGUGAGAUUAUGGAAGAACAACCUGAUCUUUCAUCCACACCUCCUUCCUCACUUGGAAAGUCACCACCUGUUUAUAUUCCCAAAAAGCUUUCUCAAAAGGAACGCCGGAAACUUCAGCAGCAACAACAACAACAAGAAAUGGCAGCAGCAUUAGCAUCCAGUCCAAAGCCAGUAUGGGGAAAAGUAGUUGCUCCUCUUACAACGCCCCCACCCGAGUCUUUAUCUUGUUUUCCCGCAAUGAAUGAACCUACACCCAGCUCUGGAGAUGCAACGUCGGUUAACGAGACCGCCGCCGCCGCCGUUGGGGAAGAAACAAGUCCUAAUGAUGGUACAUCGAAAGGAAUGAAAAUUUACAUAUCAAAAGAAGAGCUCAUGCAGCAAACAGAACGGCCUGGAUCCAGAGAUCAAGAUUCAAGCAAAGAUGAGACCCUGUUUGAUCCAAUACGCAGCUUAGGACCUUCCUUUUCCCUGGCACCCAUCCGGCGACAACGAGGAAAUAGCAAGACAAGUCAUUGGUCCAACCAGCAAGGUGGUGAGUCAUCUUCUAGUUCAUUUCAGGCUAUCCAGAAGCAACAAGAAUUGGAAGACUUGUGGAUCAAGGGAAAACAAUCAAGGAAGAGCCUUAUUAGAAUCCAAAGUGAGGAGCGUGCCAUUGAAAGUCUCAAGCAGUUUUAUGUACAGACAUUGGAUGCUUUGAGUGGUGAAUGGGUAGAUGUUCAUAGGCUAGACGAAUAG
This is a messenger RNA of Lichtheimia ornata, 4200 nucleotides long. RefSeq lists its product as uncharacterized. Gene Ontology annotation, molecular function: protein binding. The coding region runs from base 1 to 4200 and encodes 1399 amino acids. The transcript has 9 exons. NCBI's taxonomy places the organism in Eukaryota, Fungi, Mucoromycota, Mucoromycetes, Mucorales, Lichtheimiaceae. The record is from RefSeq and is a predicted model, not a curated record.